CCGAGGGAUUUGUUGUUGACUGCUAUCUCGCAGGCGGUGCAGCCUUGGCUUUCCGUCGAGUCUCUUUUGCGUUGCAUCUCUUUAACUGUGUUUCUAUCUGUAUGGCGUCUCUGUGUGUGUGAGUGUGUGCGUGUGUCUGUCUGUCUGUGUGUCUGUGUAAAAGAAAAGAUCAUCAGUUAAACAGGAACUCGAAAUGCGGAGUUGUUUGUGGUUUUGCCGACCCGUGUCCCACGUCCAUGGGACUGGAGAAGCUUCAGUGCCGCCGACACAAUUUUUAAAAAAAAACACAACCCAAUGGUUCACGACCUAAAGCUCAAAAAGACUACAGAAAGAGCUGAUGGCUUUGCAAAAUGAUCCACCCCCAGGAAUGACUUUAAAUGAAAAGAGUGUGCAAAAUUCAAUUACACAGUGGAUUGUAGAUAUGGAAGGAGCUCCUGGCACACUAUAUGAAGGGGAAAAAUUUCAGCUACUCUUCAAGUUCAGCGGUCGUUACCCUUUUGAUUCACCUCAGGUUAUGUUCACUGGUGAUAAUGUUCCUGUUCAUCCUCACGUUUACAGCAAUGGACACAUCUGUUUAUCCAUCCUGACAGAAGACUGGUCUCCAGCUCUUUCUGUGCAAUCAGUCUGUCUUAGCAUCAUCAGCAUGCUUUCCAGUUGCAAAGAAAAGAGGCGGCCUCCUGAUAAUUCAUUUUAUGUAAGGACGUGUAAUAAGAAUCCAAAGAAAACAAAAUGGUGGUACCAUGACACCCUUCAUUAUACCACUGGGUUUCGGCGCCGUUGGGAAGAAAAUGUGAAAAUGAUACAUGUUGAUGCUUCAGAUUCUUGAUUCUAGUAGAGGAAAAAAUACUACUGAGUCCAAAAGCACUUUGAACAGUCAAUCUUUGAACUUUGAACUUUAAUGGAGAAUGGCCUGCAGGCACUGAAGACUACUUCCUAUACUGCAUUUCUACUAGUGUACAUCUGGGCGCAUGCUGAUAGCUGGUUAAGUCCUUGCAAUUGGCCCAAUUUGGUUUAUUAGCCAGUAUUAAUGCAGCAUUUAGGAAUAUGUUGUAGUUUCACCUAGAUAACCAUCUUUUAUUAUUUGUUUACUGUGAGGAUAUACCUUGUGAGAAGGUUUGAAGCCCUCCUAUGUUGUGCAAUAAAUAAACAUUGAUGCAUGCGUGGAGAUUUAAAAAACGGAAAUCUAUGUGCAAUAAUAGCAAAGGGAUCCAUUUUUAAUCAACAUUCUCAAAUUUAUUGUACUAAAUUUAGUGCGCUAUGGUAAUAUGGCAGGGUAUGAAAAAGCUUAUGGCAUAUUUUUGCCAUGCCCUUCACAGCAACAAAUUGCGUUUAAUGAAGCAUUCCAAAAAUAAAGGAAAAUUUAGAAUAUUAAUUGCCUCAUUAGAAAAGGUGUUCAAUUAAUUUUAGUUAAGUUGAACCAAAUGGCCUUUAGAAUGACUUUUGUGUAUUUGCCAGGGUCAUUGACUAGCCUUCAGUGUGGGCCCUUUAGUAUCCCUUUCUCUCCCCAAAAUGCAGUUUUAAACUGGAACACAAACCAUAAUGUAUUGCUUCCCAUUAACUUUUGUUUUUCCAAUGUCACUUUUUUGUUGUCAUACUUGAAGAAGCUUCUAAUAUGAAAUAUAUUUUGAAUGAAAGGCUGUUUCGUCAUAUUGUUUUGUAAAUUAUUUUCAUUUCACCUGUAGAUGGUAUCUUGUCUUUAAUUCUUUACUAUAUAAAAAGCCUGAUACAUUUUGAAGGA
Molecule: messenger RNA, 1738 nt
Organism: Callorhinchus milii (elephant shark)
Lineage: Eukaryota; Metazoa; Chordata; Chondrichthyes; Chimaeriformes; Callorhinchidae
Gene: ube2wb
Product: ubiquitin conjugating enzyme E2 Wb
Exons: 7
Coding region: 338-826 (162 amino acids)
Source: RefSeq, a predicted model, not a curated record